Messenger RNA from Dicrocoelium dendriticum, 2398 nucleotides. The record is from the annotation of a GenBank genome assembly. NCBI's taxonomy places the organism in Eukaryota, Metazoa, Platyhelminthes, Trematoda, Plagiorchiida, Dicrocoeliidae.
GUCAAACUAAAUCGGCGCGCGGUGUUCAAAAUUUUGCCCUAAUUUGCUACUUUCCAAUGGGCGUUGGGAGCAGUACGCCUUCUUUCUUGUCUGCCAGUGAAUUUUUGAAGAGAUACGUGAGCGAACAGGUAGUUGCAUCAGAUGACGCCAUGUUUAUGGAGUUUUCUACAUUUUCCUGGGGUCGUCAUAUCUCUGAGGGCGUGGAAACAAUCGAGCCUUCAUUGCUGGAUGAAUUCAGAAAGAACAACCUGAACACACAUAACCUUUCGUCUUUGAUGAAAUUCAUUAUUUCUAAGGGAACUGAGCUCAUCGGCGUUUGUGAUUUCCCCCCAGUGAUACUGCAUUGCUAUCAGCGCUACAGAAUGCAUUUCUGGUUUUCAAACUUUCCGUCAUGUGUUUGCUGGAGGGCACCACUGAAGAAGGAUUUUUGAGUCACCUAAGUACUGACUCAUCUGAUGCGUCCUCCCUGAUGGAAUGCUUCCUUCAAGUACUGCUAAAUUUGAUUGUAAAUAUCAACAUAGCGAACGAUACAUACCCUCUGCAUUGCGAAGUGGUCACCACUCUCAUAGUUCUUCUUGCGCGACAAAUGCACCAGACUAUUUCUUCACCUUUGCCUCUGGUGUUCUGCUGUCUUCUGGGGGGUAAAUGUGCCUCCAUGGCUCCUGCUGUUGUUGCUCGGCUACUGAGGAACUUUGCUGAGGAUCUGCCACCGCCACCAGGAUUUUUAGGUUACCCAGCUAAAUCCGGCAUUGUGUGGAGGGCCGCUCGCUCUUUGGUAGGUGGCUUGUGGACUGUGGUUACUUUAGGAUACUCAUCUCUUCCUCAAAGUAACACCUACCCCAAAUCAAUCUCGACGGAACCGACGAAGUCCUCCGUGGGACCUCCGAUGGACGAUUUGUUAACUUCAGAUUCACCCACCCCUUUGUUUCUUUCUGACGAAUGUCGCACUCUUUCCAAUCUUAGCACUCUUCUCUUGCUGGUUUUAACUGCACAGGCCAGUUAUACCGCUAGAUGCUGUAAAUCUCAAACAGAAUCCAACCUAACUUCUCAACCACCUCUGAAUCCUUAUCGGGUCGCCUUAUUCUCUAUAAAAAACCUUAAUCGUAAAGUCGAAGGUUUCCCAAAGUCUGCCACCGAAAACGAUCAUGUAACCGGGCCUCGAUCAAGCACGGCUACCUUAAGAGGUGUUGUAUCGGUUGACCAUCCAGACGGUGCCGCUUACCCGAUUGAUUUCCCCGCUAUCCGCGAUACAGCAGCACGGAUGCUUCAAAAGGAUAGCACCACAUUAUUGUUGUACCUUCUUAUACAUCGGAAUCCUCAUUUCGGAUCCUUUCUCCUUGACGACAAGAAUUACAACAAACUGUUGUUGCCCUUAUUGAAUAUUCUCUAUCGGUCUCCUGCGGAUAGUUCUCAUCUGGUCUACAUGGCGCUUAUUAUCCUACUUAUUUUGACGGAACACCCCCGAUUUGCCGAGGAAAUACACACCACAACAAUCAGCUGGGUCAAAUGGUCUUCGAAUCGCCAGUUGUCUUCGAUCUCCUACGGCAGUCUUGUCUUGUUGGUUCUGUUCCGAACUAUACGACUUCACCUGAACCAUUUGAAGGAUAAAUACCUCUACGUAAAUCUUCUGGCAUCCUUGGCGAAUCUCUCUGCUCGUGUGACGAACAUGCAUCCCUAUGUGAGCGACUGUUUACUGAAUCUGUUACAGUUGCUCGCAAAAAGGUACAAUCGAGCCGUGGAACAUAUCCGCCAACCUUCUUCACAGGGCGAACCUUACUUGGAUAGCGCACUCUCAUCUUGCAACUCCGGAUCCUCGCGGAAUGAUUCUGAUCGGUCUCCUGAAGAAACGAUGAUGCAGGAGUUGUCUCUGCUCGAGGAGGUCAUCCGUAUGUUGCUGGAAAUUCUGAACUCAAUCUUGACUCACGUACUAUCUCACAACACCAACCUGAUCUAUUCACUUUUGUACAAGCGCGACUGUUUGGACUCGCUCCGACCUCAUCCAUCUUUCCAAAGUGUGGUGCAAAACUUGGAUACCAUCUUAUCCUUUUUCUCAACAAAAAUAGAACAAGAGUUGGGCGAAAAUCCAACGUCUCCCACUGCCAUCAUUGCCUUGAUCAACAAACAUUCGCCCAACAUUCACCGACAUUGCAGUUUGAAGAAAUUCCCAAACUUAAAAUUCAAAUACGUCGAAGAGGAAUCUCCUGAUGAGUUUUUUAUUCCCUACGUUUGGUCCAUUGUGUUGCGUCAAUCUGGUAUAUCAUUCCAAACGGGCGCCCUCUGUCUGUUCAAUUCAGGUGUAGUGAAUCUGGAAGGAGAAUCGAACCGCUCCAAUGAGCAAAAAGAAGCGAAUCUCGUUUCGUCGAUUGCACCAUUUUCCGGACACGAUGCAGAAGCUUGA